Molecule: messenger RNA, 3161 nt
Organism: Carassius auratus (goldfish)
Lineage: Eukaryota; Metazoa; Chordata; Actinopteri; Cypriniformes; Cyprinidae
Product: WD and tetratricopeptide repeats protein 1-like
Exons: 16
Coding region: 311-2326 (671 amino acids)
Biological process (GO): negative regulation of fatty acid biosynthetic process
Cellular component (GO): cytoplasm; Cul4-RING E3 ubiquitin ligase complex
Molecular function (GO): protein binding
Source: RefSeq, a predicted model, not a curated record
GAUGUUGUAUUUCCGCGAAUCUGGCAACCCGCGCAGUCGAGGAAGCUGCUCGUUAAUGUGGCUUCAAAAUCUCCCAAAUGCUUCAUCACAACUAGUUCUUUAUUAGCUCUAGACAUUCCUCAGAGGAUAGUCAAAGCAUUGAAAUCGAUAAGUGAAAGCAUAGUCGGGUUUCAGCGUAAAUAUCGCUUUAUCGAGCUGCGCAGAGAAAAGGCCAUACCGACUCCGAGUUUUUCUGCGUGUGUUCCAGAAGCUCGGCCUCUCCGAGAGGCUUGUGUUGAUGCACAGAUGAUCGCAGAUCUUGGGCGUCCUGAUGACGUGCUGUGAGACCAUGUCCCUGCGGAGCGUCACGACUGAUCUCCAGCGCCGCCAGAUCCGGGAGAACCGGGCUCUGGACUUCCAGAGACACUAUCAUGUGACCGACCCGUUUAUAAAGCGUCUGGGGCUGGAGGCGGAGCUACAGGGUCACUCUGGCUGUGUGAACUGUCUGGAGUGGAAUGAGAGAGGAGAUCUCCUGGCCUCGGGUUCGGAUGACCAGCACGCCAUCAUCUGGGAUCCGUUCCGGCACUCCAAGCUCAUCACGAUGCACACGGGACACGCAGCCAACAUCUUCUCCGUGAAGUUCCUGCCUCACUCCGAGGACCGGAUCUUAAUCACAGGAGCCGCCGACACCAAGGUGCACGUGCACGACCUGACGGCGAAGGAGACCACUCACAUGUUCUCAGACCACACCAACCGCGUCAAGCGCAUCGCGACGGCACCCAUGUGGCCCAACACCUUCUGGAGCGCCGCGGAGGACGGACUCAUUCGGCAGUAUGAUCUGAGAGAGAGCAGUAAGCGCUCCGAGGUGUUAAUCGAUCUGACGGAGUACUGUGGGCAGCUCGUGGAAGCCAAGUGUCUGGCCAUUAACCCUCGAGACAACAACUACCUGGCUGUGGGGGCCAACGGACCCUUCGUCCGGCUCUACGACAUCAGAAUGAUCCACAAUCACAGGAAGUCUAUGAAUCAGAGCAGCUCAGCCGGAGUUCAUACGUUUUGUGACCAGCAGAAAUCGAUCCCGGACGGCGCUGGACAGUACUACGUGGCAGGUCACUUACCCGUGAAGCUUCCGGACUAUAACAACAGGUUACGAGUUCUGGUGGCCACGUACGUCACCUUCAGUCCUGACGGCACCGAGCUGCUGGUGAACAUGGGAGGAGAGCAGGUUUAUUUAUUUGAUCUGACCUUCAAACAGAGGCCUUACACAUUUCUGCUGCCCAAAAAAUGCCACGCGUCAUCAGCAGAGGUACAGAAUGGGAAGACCACCAAUGGUGUGACCAAUGGGAUUCAUCUUCCUGCUAGCCGCCUCAAACUAGCUAAAGUCUCCAGUGAUCUUCCUCCUCAUCUGGAGCGGAUCAAGCUACAGGCUAACGAAGCGUUCGCGCGCCAGCAGUGGACUCAAGCCAUCCAGCUCUACAGUCUGGGCAUCCAUGAAGCCGGACACAACGCCAUGCUGUACGGAAACCGCGCCGCCGCGUACAUGAAGAGGAAGUGGGACGGAGAUCUGUACGACGCGCUGCGUGACUGUCUGAAGGCCUUGUCUCUGAACCCGGCUCAUCUGAAGGCACACUUCCGCUUAGUGCGCUGCCUGUUCGAGCUCAAGUACAUCGCCGAGGCUCUGGAGUGUCUGGAUGACUUCAGGAGCAAGUUUCCGGAGCAGGCGCACAGCAGCGCAUGUGACGCGCUCGACAGAGACAUCAAGGCGGCCCUCUUCUCAAAAACAGACUCCUCUGACGACAAGAAGGGGAACAGCUCCGUCCGCUUCCAUAACUUCAGCCGGAAGGAGUCCAUCCCGGAGGAUGAGAUCGUGCUGAGAGAACGCAGCUUCGACUACAAGCAUCGCUACUGCGGACACUGCAACACCACCACGGAUAUUAAAGAAGCCAACUUCUUCGGGAGUAAAGGCCAGUACAUCGUGAGCGGUUCAGACGACGGCUCGUUCUUCAUCUGGAACAAAGAGACGACGAACCUGGUGCGGAUCCUACAGGGGGACGAGUCUAUAGUGAACUGUCUUCAGCCGCACCCCAGCUACUGCUUCCUGGCCACCAGCGGCAUCGACCCCGUGGUGCGGCUCUGGAGCCCCAGACCCGAGUCGGAGAACGAGAACUGUCGGGUGGUGGAGGACAUGGAGGGUGCAGCCCAAGCCAAUCAGAAGCGCAUGAAUGCGGAUCCGCUGGAGGUGAUGCUGCUGAACAUGGGUUAUCGUAUCUCCGGUCUGAGCAGCCGAGGCACCGAGGGAUCUGAUGAUGAGGAGAGCUCGGAGAGCCAGGUUCAGUGCCGCUCCAGCUAGAGCCGUCUCCACAGCUCACCUUCCUCAAAGCACUUUGCGAUUUCAGUUCUUCGACACGAAGCUGAGUGAAUGAAUGCUGCCGCUCCGCACUAUGCAGAUAGAAGUGAGAAACCCACCUUCCCUCUUUCAGUUUCCCUUCGCAAAGUCAAAGCACUUACAGAUCAGUAUCCACAGCACAUUCAGUGUGCCGUCAGGUUAAAGCUCGUUUCCAAAGUUGCACAGCGCUUGGGUCUUUCUAAUGCGGGGCUUGCUUGUGGACGCGAUUUUUGUCUCGUUUUGUUUCUUUCCCGAAUGAUCUCGAUGAUCUCUGAGCGCCAGAGGACAGAAACUGAGUGUUAUUGUUCAUAGAGAUAUGUUUGUAGGUCUGCAGCACUUUCAUUUGGAAUUUAUUCUGGAGAAUAAACAGUGUUUCUGUUCGACCCAGACUUGCAUUGUGAAUGUUUAUCAAGUCAGGUUUGCUGGGACUGAAAAUGUUUGUUGUUGUUGUUGUUGAUGAUGAUGAUGAUGUUCUUAAGGGGGUUUGUUGUGGGGUUUUUUUUUUUUUUACCUCCUUCAUCAUCGCGAGCAGGACAUGAAUCUUCAUCGACGUACCUGAGAAGACAAGAAUAAAGACACAGUGUGCUAUGAGAAGAUGAGAUUUAACAGCAGUAAAAGAGACUAGAAUUGGGUCUAUUUUGUGAUAUUUGUGUCUGUUUCACUGCAGUCAUAUUUCAGUAUAGUUUAGUGCAUCGUAAAAAAAAAAAAAAAAGACAUUUAAAGUUGUGCAGCAGCUCUGUUGUUGCUGUCAUGAGCAUUGCUGGGGGUUUUCAAAGGAAAACAUUGUAUUAUAUGAAAA